This is a messenger RNA of Trichoplusia ni (cabbage looper), 4555 nucleotides long. RefSeq names its product voltage-dependent calcium channel subunit alpha-2/delta-4-like. The coding region runs from base 537 to 4520 and encodes 1327 amino acids. The record is from RefSeq and is a predicted model, not a curated record. The transcript is spliced from 25 exons. Gene Ontology annotation, molecular function: voltage-gated calcium channel activity. NCBI's taxonomy places the organism in Eukaryota, Metazoa, Arthropoda, Insecta, Lepidoptera, Noctuidae. Gene Ontology annotation, cellular component: voltage-gated calcium channel complex.
CAGUGCUGGCUUGUUUGGUUUAAGAAUUUUGUAGAUCAGCUAUUUUCAUUGCUUUUGUUAUUAGGUGCUAAGAAUAAUAUUGCAACGCAAUCUAAAUCAUUACGUGUACAAAUACUUAUCCUUUAUUUUUAUUGACACAGUCAGAACAAAUCUAAGAAAAAAGGUAAGCUUAAGUAGCAAAAGGAAGAUUGUACUACGAGUAUCAACUUUAAGGAUAAUAUCGAAAAGCAAAUACAAAAUUUUAAUUUCUUUUAUUGCAAACGGCAAUAUAAGGCUCCCAACUUUUUUUUCUCAUCUCUGAAAGCAUACUCGUCUAUAUAUAGCGAAAAAUAGGUCAGUAAUCUAGGUUCAUAACUUUAUCGAGGAGCUUCGAUAAAGCACUCGCGCCAAAUAGGGUGCGUGGCGCCAGGACGUCGGGAGCCGACGGGACGCCGAGCGACGAGGGAGGCUGCACAGUCACCGCGCCGCGCGCGACCCGCCCGCGCACCAUGAAAGAAAAAUAACAAUAAAUAAAACACGCAAAUAAAAAAACCAAUAUGAUAAUAACACCAAUUUUUUUCCUAAUACUAAUAAACUUAAUAACUCUAUCGGACUGUGUCAGAACAAAGCCAAAAAAUGCGACAGAAAAAACAGAUGAUACCAUUAAAAAGAAUUUGGCAAAACAUGAAGAAGUUCUAUUCGAAGUUAUGAAAAAUAAGAGUGAAGUUAAACCUGUUACUAUAACUAAUGUUGUGGACACGAUACUGGUGCCUAUCGCCGCGAAAAAAGUUAAGCCUGCACCUAAAAUGAUCCCACCGGAUAUAGUACAAAACUGGGCAAACGAUAUCUCAAAAAGUUUAUAUGACAACGAUAACAUUGUGGUGCGAAGAAAGGAACUGCUGAAGAGCUUCUCAGACAUUAAGAUCGAAGUGCGUAACGGUUCGGCAAUCGUGAACAAGAUGGCGGACUCCUUGGAAGAUCUGCUGAAGAGGAGAGCUCAUGCUGCAGAGGAAAUCAUGCGGAGAGCUGAGGAACUGGCUGGACUUGGCUCUGAGCCUGAUGAAACCUACAGUUUUGACUACAGCGUUAAUUUAAAUAAUGUGAAAAAGAAAAUAGAAGAAAGUGAUUUAGAAGAAAAUCAAGAACCCCUUAAUUGUAGAAGUUUACGAAAAAUUAAGCUUAAGAACAGCAAACAUUUUGAUGCCGAAGUUUCGCUAGAGUAUAGCAGUGUUCACGUAGUGGCUGAAGUUUUUGAUUGUGCUCCGAAAGUAAAAGAAGCACUUUACUGGUCAGAAGGUUUAUUGUCGACCUUUCAAAGGAACUACGCGCAAGAUUCAUCUCUAGAUUUCCAGUACUUUUGCAGUGCACAAGGAUUUCUGAGACAUUAUCCAGCGGCCUUAUGGGAUACAAUGUUCAAGCUCAAAUUUGAUGAUGAGGAUUCUGAGAAAGUGUACGAUUGUCGGCUGCGGCCGUGGUACGUAAGCGCGGGGGGAGCUCCCCGGGAUGUCCUCAUACUGAUAGAUGCUUCAGGCUCCAUGGACAACUCCUCCAACCAAGUCAUAGCCGAGCAGUUUACGCUGGCACUGCUGAGCGCCCUCACUGAUGACGAUAGAGUCAAUGUGCUGCGUUUCAACGUCGUUGUUGAAUCUCCAAUCGGCUGCUUCAAUGAGAAGAUGGUGCCGGCAAAUCACGUGAACAGUGCAGCAAUGAUGGCGGCGAUGAAGGACUACAAGAUGGUAAACGAGACGAGGAUGAAGGAUGUGCUGGGGUACGCGGUGCGGCUGCUGCAGCGACAGCGUGUGGCGAAGGACCGGCCGCGCGCAUGCCAGCAAGCUGUCAUCCUGCUCACUGACAGCAUCUACAGGAACUAUACCAAGCUCAUGAGGCAUCUCGAUCCUGAUGGACGGAUUAGGUUGUUUGUGAUGUGGCUUCACGACUUGUUCGGUCUUCGGGAUCACACGCGGUCCUUUGGGGAGUUCCUGAGCUGCGACCGCGACGGCUACUUCGCGGAGCUGAUCACGCCGUAUGACGUCACGCAGCAGGUCCUCAAGAUACUACAAGUCAUGGAGCGCCCGCUUGUCACGCAGAGAGAAGAGCGACAGACAGUCUUUAGUGAUGUGUAUGCACAUGUUGAGGAUCCGAGAAGAAGCGAGUUGUAUUGGAAACACAAGGAGAACAUAGAGCAGAUGAACAGGUACCAAGCCCUGAGGCGGAACAAGAAGAAACUACUCAACGAAUCACAACUCUAUAAGGACUGGAUGUACCAAAUUAAUUAUGACAAAUAUGGGCAUUAUUACGAGGGAGAAAUGUUGAACUACAGACUGCAAAUAAGUGUCUCUGUUCCAGUAUUUGACCACGUUACUUCAGAGAAUAUCACGAUAAAACUGGAUGAGGAAAAACAAAGGAAUUCUACGCGAACGUAUCCAGUUAACCGCCUGUUGGGAGUAGCCGGUGUUGACAUACCGAUAGACCAUCUCAAACUGCUGUUGCCCUACCAUCAGGUAGGCGCGGGAGGAUCAAUAUGUCUUAUCGACCAUCGUGGCAAUAUUGUCUUACAUGAUAACAUCCAACACACAUUUGAUGGCGACAUUCUAAAGCCAGGAUAUCGGACUGUUGACUUUAUAGACCUGGAACAACAAGCUGAGAGUCAUAAACCACGGUAUUAUUCGAAAGAAUGGGUAAAGUUCCGCAAAGAGCUAAUAAUAGACAAAGAGGAAGGCAACAAGACGCUGUAUGGGAAGAGCAUUUACGAUGACGGGAUGAGGGCUAUUCUCGAGAUGCGAGAGUAUCACUGGAAGCGAGUGCUAAACCAUUACACAGCGAUAGUAGUCCUGCCGCUAAGUAACAGAGUCCACGCAGUUCCCGAGGCGGCCUUCACGAAGCAAAUAGCCGGUGAAGCGUGGAAAUCUCUCUCUAGAACAGAGUUCGCUGUUCAUCCGGAUUGGUUAUACUGUCGGCAUAUCGAACCUCAUUUCGAUUCCCGCGAAGCUGAGGUCCGCCAUUUUACCAAGCGUCGUAGUGACGAAGCUGUAUUCCCCAUGCAGAAAUUAAAACAUCUCUUCAGUCCGAUCCCGCCAUCUUUGUUCGAGAAAACUUAUCAAUGUAACGAGGAGUUAAUGGCGAAGUUCUGCAAAGAGGUGAUCGCGACGGACCGCUGGGCAAGAGAGCACGAGGCGCCCGGCACUGAGCGGGACUGUUCCACUUGCGAGCUUGGAUCCACCACCGCCUUCUUUGCCAGCGAAAGCGGUCUAACCCGGUGGCAGCAGUACCACGCCACCAGCGCGCACGCGGACCCGCCGUCUGGGUCGUGGUGGCCGCGCGGCCCGGGCGAGGCAUGGUACCGCCGCGCCGCCGCCAGACCCGACACGCUCAUCGUGCACGCGCCCGUCGCUCCCGUCGCCAAAAUGAGGAUCAGUAAGACACGACCCCCACCCUUCACGAUCAGAUCGGAAUGGCUGACGGCAGCCAUGACGCUUGGCUCUCCGGACAAAGGCAUUGUCGGCGUGGCAGGCUACCACUUCCAUCCGCGACACUUAGUGGACUUGCUGGAGUCUGUUACCAAUUUCCCCUGUCCUGAGGGUGAAGAGUGUAGACCUCAUUGCGACGGCAAAGUUUGGUCGUGUGUGCUUAUCGAUGAAAACGGCUGGAUAGUGGCGCGGGAGGGACGGAACUUCACUGGGGAACCGGACGAACCGCUGAGGGAACACUUCGCUGCUGUGUAUCCCACGGCUAUGAGGGCUCUGGUCAACGCUAGCGUCUUCGCACUCAACUGGAUACAUGAUUACCAGGGAGUCUGCUUUCCGUUCGUUGAUGAAACGUCGAGCGCUACUUUAACUAUGGUGCCGUCCUUACUGCGAUCUCUGUGGAGGUCAGUGGGGCUCCUGCUUCGUGUCACCCAGGAGUUGAUAGUACUUAUUACAAUCUUCAGCUCCAAUUGUAUCACUUCGGUGUUUGCUGACACCGAGCAAGAGAAACAAAAACGCAAGAAGCGUCUUUGGCGUGACUACGAGAGAGAGAAAUAUGAGACUCUGUACGACGACCGCGUUCUAAUAAAUAGGACUCAUUUCGCUGCGUGCGAUAGAUCAAGGCCGCUCUAUGUUUUACAGGACACGCCGCAAGCUCGUGAUGCUCUCAAGAGGCCCCCGAAGCCUUGCACAUGGCCGCUGUCGGCAGCUCGAGUGCCAAAGACCAACUUACUCCUCGUCGCUGUUUACAACCCGUGCCCAUACAAAGGGUGGCCCGUACCAAGUCCUCUUAUUAAUCAACAGUAUAUUGAGGUGGAUCCCGAAAUGGAAAGUGACCCGAGACAAGGUUCUGCAAGUAAACUAGCUUGUUGGCGCAACCGGGAGCCGCUGCCGGCGCGACCACCACACAUGAAGUGCUACCCACAUAACUACGCAGAGGAAAAGGGCUACCGACAGUGCGGUCCCUGGCUCCCGGACCCUGAGAAAGAAGACGCAGCAUCAUUCUCGAAGAUCUCAAAUACAUUGCUUUCUAUAUUAAUGUUAUUGCUUCUUAUACAGAAAUGUACGUUGUGCUAAUGUUGAGACAAAUAAAACAACAAAACACAUUUCCA